Molecule: messenger RNA, 2411 nt
Organism: Mesoplodon densirostris (Blainville's beaked whale)
Lineage: Eukaryota; Metazoa; Chordata; Mammalia; Artiodactyla; Ziphiidae
Gene: ESM1
Product: endothelial cell specific molecule 1
Exons: 3
Coding region: 422-973 (183 amino acids)
Cellular component (GO): extracellular region
Source: RefSeq, a predicted model, not a curated record
CAACUGAUGUGCUGGUGUCCGAACAAUUCCUGCCCUGGAGGAGGGUGUGCAGCCUUCUUUAUUCCCCCUUAACAGACGUCCUUGAGCCCUUGAGACGGAUGUGAGCGAGUGUUUUAGUCCUCAUGCAAAACAACCAUCUAAACAUAACAGAUGACAUCAGCUCGGGCUUUUCAAUUCCUGGAUGGCAGCAGCGUGUUAAUCCAGCCUUCAUCCUGGAUUUCAUAAACUAAAACAAGAGAGCCUGGCAGGAGGACAGCGCUGCUGCUGGGUUGAGGAAAUUGAUGACGGGAAAGCAUGCGGGCAACCCAGUGUAUAAAACUCAUAAACGUGUAGGCAGAGGCUCAGCUACCACUUUGGACGGCUUCUUCCCGCCAGCAGAGACCCCGCCGCGGGAAGCGGAGCCCGAGCCGCCGCGGGAAACAUGAAGAGCCUCCUGCUGCUGGCCACGCUCCUGGUCCCCGCGCACCUGGCGGCGGCCUGGAGCACCAAGUACGCGGUCGAUUGCCCGGAGCGUUGUGACACUAACGAGUGCAAAAGCAGCCUGCGCUGUAAGAGGACGGUGCUGGACGACUGUGGCUGCUGCCGGGUGUGCGCCGCUGGGCUGGGAGAAACUUGCUACCGCACGGUCUCAGGCAUGGAUGGCGUGAAGUGUGGCCCCGGGCUGAGGUGUCAGUUUUACAGUGAGGAGGAUGAUUUUGGUGACGAGUUUGGUAUCUGCAAAGACUGCCCGUAUGGCACCUUCGGGAUGGAAUGCAAACAGACCUGCAGCUGUCAGUCGGGCAUAUGUGACAGGGUGACCGGCAAAUGUCUGAAGUUUCCCUUCCAAUAUUCAGUAGCCAAGGCUGCCAACCAGAGAUUUGUUUCUCACACAGAGCACGACAUGGCAUCUGGAGAUGGCAAUGCUGUGAGAGAAGAACUCGUGAAGGAGAAUGCUGCCCGGUCUCCUGUAAUGAAGUGGUUAAAUCCACGCUGAUCCUGGGUGGGAUUUCCAAGAGAAGACUCUAUUUUAAUGAUCGUUCAACACACAGCCAACACUUUAGGAAUUGUCUGUAUUAUAGCAUAUGGACAUGUAACUUUUGGAGACUAAGUGUGAUUCAGGGUGGGUCUAGAAAAAAAAAAGUAGGCUACUAACAAUCCAUAAAAUGCAUAUGACUGGAGACUUCUAGAUAUUUGUUAAAUAUUUGAAUGCAUAUAGAUUUGUUUAAUAUGUGUUUAUAGUAAUAGUGAAGAACUAAAAAUGCAACUUAGAUAAUCUUAACCUGGAGGGAGAUCAGCCAAAGAGAAAGCUAGCCAAACCUGAAGACCACAGUGAGUCCACGGUUCUUGACUUGAUGUACAUUAAUGUUGGGAUAUGGGCUGGAGGAAGAGUUAGAAGCAAGAGAAGGUGGCGCUGGGGGUGGGAGAGUAUGACAUUUAGAUAUUCCUUGUGGUAGCCUCAGUAGAAUUUAAUUGUGCUUUUUUUUCACUUUGGGAAAAGUGAAAACAAAACAGUCCCUGAAGGAAGUGGGAUGUUUGAAGCUUGCGGGAGUUUGAGUAGUAGCCUUGAAUUGAAGCAGGUUUCAAAGGGCUGCUAAUGUAGUUCCCAGUUUACCGCAUCUGAAGGAUGGUUCUGGGGCACAGGGCAAACACACACUUCCAUAAAUGGUUUUAAAGAAUGCCACCUCAGAUUGAGAGAGCAAGGAAGUAUUUUGCUCACUUGGGGGAAGUGUGAAGGUAAAUAUUUAUAUAUUUUUGUAAACAGUUGUUAGCACAAGUCAUCCUCCAUAACCAUAUUUAUCACCCUCUUGAGAAAAUAAACAUAAUGUUGUUGUUUAAAAUAGUUAGAAUAAAGGUAUAACUCUAUAAGGUUUUCAAACACCCAAGGCAUGGUAAAUUUAUUAUUAAUAAUUAUAGUAAUAUUAACAGUAAAAAGUAUAUGAGAAACCUAGAAAAAUUUAGUCACUAUGGAUUUAUAAAAUGUCAAAAACAUGAGCAACAGAGGGAAUUUAUUUAAAAGUAAGUGCAGUGACAUAGAUGAGUUUUAAAUUCAAAGUAGAAAAAGCUUUUUAGGAGGUUUGGAUGAGAGUCAAUUUCAGCAGGAAAUGUCAACUUUAAAAUAUAUUUCAUAUUAAUGUAUUUUUUUCUUUAAACUUGGUUAAUAAGUGGAAUUAUGAGUACACUUGGAAGGAUCUUAGCACAAGCAAGACUGUUGUACUAGAUGUUGUUAGGAAAUAUUUGCAGAAGUAUUUUAUUUGGAGUGAAGAAUUAUUUAAGAAUUAUUUCACUAUUUACCUGUAUUUUAUUCUCAAAGAUUGCCAACAGAGUUGUGAAUGUGUGUGUGGCAGGGUCUUUGAAUGCAAGCUGAAUAAGCUGUUAGGAUUUAUUUUAAAAGGACAAGUUUAUUAUUGAUGAAUAAAACAAACAAGACAGCC